This is a messenger RNA of Aureobasidium uvarum, 1251 nucleotides long. The record is from the annotation of a GenBank genome assembly. Lineage: Eukaryota; Fungi; Ascomycota; Dothideomycetes; Dothideales; Saccotheciaceae.
AUGGCUGCCACGUACUUUACGUGCACUUUAGGGCAGGCGCAAUCCUUGGGCCUGACCAACUCCAACUUCAAGAAUAUCAAUCACUUCAUUGAUUCUCAGGCAGAAGCCAUACCGUCCCAACCUGCUGUCGGUUUUGCCAUUCCCUCCAACUCGAACUCUCAGUGGAACAGCAAAACAUGGACCUUCUCGGAUCUGCAAGAUGGCUCUAGAAAGGUCGCAGCUUUGUUGCAAAAGACACAUGGAGAUCUUCUGUGCAACUCGGAUACGGUCGCAUUGAUUUGUCCAAGCACUCCGGAGUUUCUGUUUACGUGGCUUGCUCUCAUGCGAUUAGGACACCCUGUCCUCCUGAUUGCACCACAAUGUCAACCAGCAGCUAUCGCACACCUGUGCAAGGCUUGUCAGACUACUGUCAUAUUCCACGACGAGACUUAUGCCGAUCAGUCUGGAGAAGCUGCAAACAUCGCCCAGGAUAAUGGUGAGAAGCUCAAUGCUAUCGAGUUGCCAUUUUCCAAGGAUCAGUCUCUAUCAGACAUCAUGGCACAGGAAGCAACCGGAUCCACAACUUUCCCAGAUGUCAAAGAGACAGAUGUUGCAUACCUCCAUCAUACCUCUGGAACCUCUUCCGGCGUACCCAAGCCAAUUCCGCAAACACACCGCGCAGGUGCUGGUGUUCUUCCUUCGUUUCCCGAUGGAAAGCAAAGCGCAACGUUCACGACCACCCCGCUAUACCACGGUGGUGUAGCUGAUGCAUUCAGAGCAUGGACGAGUGGUGCGCUCAUCUGGCUGUUCCCUGGCAAAGGUAUACCAAUCACAGCAGCAAACGUUAUCAAGUGCUUGAGUGCAGCAGAAAAGGGCGUAGAGCAAGGCCUUCCUCCUGUGAAGUAUUUUGCCUCCGUACCAUACGUACUUCAGAUGAUGGAGGCAGACGAGCAAGGCUUUGAGUAUCUUCGAAACAUGGAUAUCGUUGGCGUUGGUGGUGCUGCUUUGCCAGCAGAAGUGGGAGAUCGCAUGGUUGGCAAAGGAAUCAAUCUUAUCUCGAGAUUUGGCAGUGCAGAGUGUGGUUUCCUCAUGUCAUCUCACCGUGACUACGCCAAAGACAGGGAGUGGCAGUAUCUCCGCAGCAACCAAGGAGCCGAAUAUCUUACGUAUGAGAAGAAUGAGGAUGGUCUCGUUGAACUGGUGAUCAAGCCAGGCUGGCCGCACAUGGUAAAGUCUCUCCCAACUGCUGACACCAAACAUCAAUUGACGUGA